Molecule: messenger RNA, 3015 nt
Organism: Salmo salar (Atlantic salmon)
Lineage: Eukaryota; Metazoa; Chordata; Actinopteri; Salmoniformes; Salmonidae
Product: cyclin-dependent kinase inhibitor 1B
Biological process (GO): negative regulation of cell population proliferation; G1/S transition of mitotic cell cycle; negative regulation of mitotic cell cycle
Cellular component (GO): nucleus; cytoplasm
Molecular function (GO): protein-folding chaperone binding; cyclin-dependent protein serine/threonine kinase inhibitor activity
Source: RefSeq, a predicted model, not a curated record
UCGAAACGUAUUUACUUACUUGAAUAGGUUCUCCCAGCCAUUGUGGACGAUUGGAAACAGGGCAGCAAAGUUUGUUACCAGAGCGGUUUAGAGCAUAUUACCAUUUACCUCUGAAUAAAUUCAUGAAAUGGAGAAUGGAUUAAACUCUUAACCCAUUUAAUAACCAGACCUUCCUGCAAACUUGCUAUGCUGAAUUCUUGACGCACAAUCAGGUACCGGUAGCUGCCAUAUGUUGCCAGCACACCCACAAGCGAGCCACUCUGGGCGGCCGAAGCAGCACUCUGCAUUUCACUGCGUGCUAGUAUAGCCCAGCCGUAUCGCCAUAUUGGGUACAGCCAGAGAGGGAGAGAGGCCCAACUCUGCAAAAAAAAAAACAUCUGUCUCCCUCCAGCAGGAGGUGUUAUUCGUUGUUUCGCCCACCAAGCAAGGCGUUUUUCAUGGGGGUCAUUAAGAAUGUCGAAUUUGGUCAGCAACAAAGUAUGGAUUAUUUUCUAAGUGAGGUUUAUUUGAUCGAAUAUAAGUUUCGUAAUGCGUAAGUUGUUACGAGUAUACGGAUAUAAGAAAGACGUGACACCCCGGCAACUUUUAAGGAAAAACACUUUAUAUUGGAGUUAUCUCGAUGGUUAUGCAUAUUAAUUAAAUUAGGCUAGUAGCAUAGCAUCUCUCCCCAUUCAGUUCAGGCGGUUGACGUCAACAACCGUAAUCGAAUAUUGAAAAACUGAUUACAAUAAUGAGAUGUAUCCACCAAUCCAAAGAAAGGAUAGGCGGGAGCUAGACAGCCCAGGGUGCCGCUUGUGGACAACGACUCCCAUUGUUAGGGCGGAGAGACAUGUAUCUUGUCAGUAUAUCCAUCAUCUUUGGUACAGCACAAAUGACUUAGUUCCGUAGUCAAACGGCAGAAAACAACCAACAGAACUAAACCUACACUAGUCGGGCAGAUUGAGGGGUAAUCACGUUGGCUGUUUUACGGAUGCUAUGCAUGCGUCUCUAUCUUGUGAUCCAGGUCGCUUAUUUAAAAGGAAUACUUGUUUUUUGUGAUAAACCGUCACGAUUUAGGGUAGUUUUCAUAUGUGCAACAACAUGUCAAAUGUUAGUCUUUCGAAUGGGAGUCCGACGUUGGAAAGGGUGGAUCCGCGUCCGACGGAUCACACGAAGCCCCAGAUUUGCAGAAAUCUUUUCGGAUCGGAGGAUCAUGACGAAUUUGGGAGGGAGUGUUUGGUUCAAAUGAAAGAGAUGGAGAAGGUUUUUAUUCACAAAUGGAAUUUUGAUUUUCUAAACGACGAGCCCCUUCCCCAGGGAGAUUAUAAAUGGGAGCCGAUGAAAAGCAGUGACAUGCCAGACUUUUACAGCAGACCGCCUCAUAAGCGAGUCUGGUCCUCUGGAAAUCUGGACCAUAACGGGAGUCAUGAUAACGGAGUCCGACCGAGCUGUCCUGCGAACCGGGCUGAGCUAUCCGAGAAGAGCGAGAGGCAGACGGAUUGUCACCACUCUCACAACGGGGGAAGGAAAAGACCUGCAAAUCCAGAACCCCAAAGUACAUGUAAAAAGUUGCAUUCCCGUGAAGAGGAUGAAGUUGUGUCAAAGUCAGUAGAGCAGACACCCAGCAAAAACGAUUCCAGGACACAUGAACACUAAUACCAAGCGCUGAGAAGUCCUCCUUUUUCGUUGAAUACUGUACUUCAGGACCUGAAGAAGAGAAGAGGGAUAGAAGAGAAGACAGGAUACAAAAUGGCCUGCCUUUAGGAGGGAGGGAGGCUGUGCAAGCACUGAAUAUUUACACUAAAGUUUUGGCACUCAAUUUAAUCCAAUCGCUUCAAAAGCAGAAAAUGUAGCAGUGUGCCAAAAUGUUUUUCCCUUUACUACCUAUGUUUCAUAUGUAGCACAUAAAACAUAAUAUUAUUAUGUUGACAAAAUACGUGUCUUGAAGAAUUGCUGUGCAGUUUUCAAAUAUAUUGUUUGUUUGUAAAAGUGGUCAUACGAUAUCCUUGUUCAGGUAUAAUUGAUAGUUAUACGUGCAGAUUAUUUCUAAAUCAGGGUUUUUGAGAGUAUCUCAUCAAAGAAUCAGUUGUUUCGAUUUUGGGGCUUUUUGCAGUGUUCAUUGGUAGUACAUAGUUUGAAGGCCUAUUAUUCAAAAGCUGGUCUUUAGGGUUGGGGUCAAUUCUAUUUCAUUGAUGAAGUAAACAAAGUCUUCCAAUUUUCCUCAAUGCUUUUCAAUGAGAGAAAAUAUUUAGAUUUUUUUGUUUAUUUCCAGAAUUGACUGAAUUUGAAUGUAAUUGACCCAAUGCUACACUAAGGUCAUACUGUCAAUCAGAAUGACUUAUAUGUUACAAGACCUAACUAGAUAAUUGUACAUGCAAAUAAUAUAUUAUUAUUAAGUUUUCCUACUGCAAAAGGGAAAGAACCUGCCAAAGUUUCAACAUUUGUCUUAUUGUUAUGGAAAAAUUAUUAAAUGAGUAGGGCUUAUUCAUGGCAUAGUUAGAAAUGAUUGGAAAAAGUUAGAAUAUAUGAGUUCCCAUUUUGCAGUAUUAAUUAUUAUGCCGCCCUAAAAUCAGUUGGUUUCCUUUAACUUAUUUAUAAUGUGCUCCAGUUUGACCAGAGUAGCCUACGCUCUCAGAUGUGUUGUAACCACUGGGCACUUUGCAAACAUAAAUAUGUGAAUCAACAAUUUGCCUCUUAUUGUGUGUUGAAUUCAUGUUGAGCAUGACAUGGCACUAUAUAGAUUAAAGACAAAGUUACACUGCAUGUAACUGUAUAAAAGUUUGAAGUGUACCUUUGUAUAUUUCCUUGUAAAAAAUUAUAGUAACUUAUUUUUGUUCAGGUUUUUGUGGUUGUAUGGAUAUUCAAAGUGGCAUUUUUUUGUGCAUUUAUGUAAAUACUUUUUAAAAUUUAGUUUUUGGUUGCAAAACUGAGCCUAAUUAAAAAUAUACCUGUAUAUUUUGUAUUGUGUCUCUGAAAAAGGCAAUCAUUUGCUAAAAAAAUUAUAUUGGGUUAAAUAAAAAAUGACAAUUUUCAUAA